CUCUUCACCCAGUUCGUCGCCUCCGUCAAAUCCGCUGGAACUGCCGCGUAGUUGCCACCUAGCCAUCGAGGUCGGCUCCCGUUGUCGCGUUUCCUUUAGAGGGUCUCGACUUCAAUUUUCCGCUCGCGCUUUCCGCUCUUCUCCUUUCGAUCACAGCACAGCACAGCACAGCACUGUUCUCCUAUUUCUCGCAGCGCGAGCACCGGUGCUGCCUCGUUUCGUGUCCCUGUCCGCCGCCAUGUCGUCGUCUAGCGGCCUCACCUUCAAGCUUCACCCGCUCGUUAUAGUCAACAUGUCGGAUCACUACACGCGCGUUAAAGCGCAGCAACGAGGCGUGCCCUCGCGCGUUGUAGGGUGCCUCCUCGGCGUGCAGUCGGGCCGCGUUGUGGAGAUCUUUAACUCCUUCGAGGUAAUCUACGAGGCUCGAGGCGGCGACGGCGCCGGGAGCAGCAGCAAUCCGCGAGAAGCCAUGGAUGGCGGCUCGGGCGAGGCUGAAAUCGUCAUUGACCGGAGUUUCCUCACUACCAAGAUGGAACAGUACAAGAAGGUGUUCCCCAAGUACGACGUGCUGGGGUGGUACUCCACGGGCACGGACGUGUGCGCCGCCGACAUGCACGUGCACAAGGCGCUGAUGGACAUCAACGAGAGCCCCAUCUACCUGCUGCUCAACCCAGCCAUCAACCCCGCUGGCAAGGACCUACCCAUCUCCAUCUUCGAAAGCGAGCUGCAUGUGAUCGAUGGGGUGCCCUCCCUCAUCUUCGUCUCCUCCACCUACACCAUCGAGACGGUGGAAGCAGAGCGCAUAUCAGUGGACCACGUGGCACACAUCAAGCCCUCGGAUGGCAGCUCUGCUGCCACUCACUUGGCAGCGCACCUAACAGGGAUGCACAGUGCGAUCAAGAUGCUGACAACGCGAGUCAGACUACUGCACAGCCAUCUAGCCGCCAUGGAAUCUGGCGCAGUGCCGUACGACCACUCGGUGACCCGCCAGGUGUCCAGCCUCAUUCGAAGGCUGCCAGCUGUCGACUCCGACCGCUUCCACCGCCACUUUCUCACCGAAUUCAACGACACACUCCUAAUGACAUACCUUGCCAGCAUCACAAAAUCAACAAACACUAUAAACGAGCUGGUUGACCUAUUUGACGUGGUGUACGACAAGCAAUCGCGCCGAGCAGCACGCACGGCAUUUGUCUAGGCAGCACGCAAGAGAUAUUUGAAUUUGUCUGAAGCAAUUUAUUCAAGGUAACGAGUUGACUAGAAUAGGCAUACAGGGUAGUUUUGUUCUAAGUGAUGUACUCUCUAUGGUAUGCUCCAGGCCCCCACAUUGGUUUUGGGGUUGUAUGAUUCGUCAGACUUGCCUGCCAUCCCUUGGUAUGGCCAUCAGAGUUGCCCCUAAAAAAAAGUCUGAAAAAUCAGACUAACAAUAGAUUUUUUGUCUGAUC
Messenger RNA from Closterium sp. NIES-67, 1442 nucleotides. The record is from the annotation of a GenBank genome assembly. NCBI's taxonomy places the organism in Eukaryota, Viridiplantae, Streptophyta, Zygnematophyceae, Desmidiales, Closteriaceae.